UUGAGUUUAGUUUAGUCUUCACACUCCGUCACACUUCACGCUCCGGCCGAGCAGAGAAGAAAGAAAUACAAUCCACAGAGAUGGCCUCCACGUGGUGGGGGAACCUCUCUCUGUUGAUUGACAAUGGCACUGCACAUGGGGACAACAGCAGCUGUUUCAGUGCCACGCAGAGCACUGUGCUGAAGGGGGUGAAUUUUGGAGGUGUGCCCAUCGUUCUGCUGCUAGACUUCAUAGUCUUCCUGGUGCUCCUAUUGGCUUUUACUGUGAUCAGAAGGAAACUGUGGGACCAUGGGAGACUCGCACUUGUUGCAGAGACUGAAGGCGUCAGCGAUGCCAGUAAACGACGUUACACUAGAAUGGCGUCAUUCAUGAGCGUCGAUGAGCCGGAGUAUGAGACUGGUUGCUGUUCUUGGCUCAUCUUCAUCAUUAAUAUGGAUGAAACUCUGGUGCAAGAGAGAUGUGGUCUGGAUGCAGUACAUUAUCUGUCCUUUCAAAAGCAUCUGAUAACUCUACUUUUGCUCAUCUGUGUGCUGUCUGUGUCGGUCAUCCUCCCAGUGAACCUGUCUGGUGACCUGCUGGGCAACGAUCCGUACAGUUUUGGGAGAACCACUAUAGCGAAUCUUAAGCAGGGGUAUGGAUGUGUGCACUGUGUUUAUAUUAUAGACAGCACACAGUAUAUGUUUAAAGUGUGGCUGGUGUUGUGUUUUCACAGUAAUAACCUGCUUUGGCUACACACAGUGUUUGCUGUUCUUUAUCUCGUGCUCACCGUGGCCCUUUUGAGACGCCACACGUCUAAAAUGAAGGGCACGAAAAGAGAGAUUGCUAGAAACACACUGUUUGUGAGUUCUGUUCCCAUUGAAGCCAGUGCUGAGAGUAUUAAAACUCACUUUAUGGAGGCGUACCCUACCUGUCAGGUGACUAAUGUCAACUUGUGCUAUGAUGUUGCCAAGCUGAUUGAACUGGCCAAAGACAAAAAGCACGCAGAAAAAAACCUGCAGCAUUACCGAAAGAUUCUGGACCGAUACGGGCGACGUGAGGUCAUCAACCCUCAACCGUGCAGUCAUCUGUGCUGCUGCUGUCACUGUCAGAGAUGUGAAUACGUAGAUGCUAUAGAAUACUACAGCUCACAGGAGGCGGUUCUAGCUGAAGAGCUCAAUAGACUGAGAGAUCAUGAACUGCUUUCUCCUCUCGGAAUGGCUUUUGUGUCCCUGCACAACGAAUACAUGGCAUCUUAUAUUCUGAAAGAUUUCAAUGCUCUGGAAUGUGGACCCAGAGCUGGAGAAGAAAUGUCCAGAGGAAUUAAAUGUGGCUGUGCCCGGGAGCCUCAGCCGUCCUCUCAGAGCGCCGAGCUGGGGGUGAGAAAAUGGCGAGUGACUUACGCCCCUAACCCACACAACAUCUACUGGGAGAAUUUAUCCAUACGAGGUUGGCGUUGGUGGUCGCGUUGCCUGUUGCUGAAUUUCUUCCUCUUCAUCCUCCUCUUCUUCCUCACGACACCCUCCAUCAUCAUCAGCACCAUGGACAAGUUCAACGUCACCAAGCCUAUUCACUAUCUGAACAGUGCCAUCGUCAGCCAAUUCUUCCCAACCCUCCUGUUGUGGACCUUCUCAGCCCUGUUGCCAACGAUAGUCUAUUACUCUACCCUCGGAGAAGCCCACUGGACCAGGUCCAGUGAGAACAUGAGCAUGAUGUACAAACUUUACAUCUUCCUGGUUUUUAUGGUGUUGAUUUUGCCGUCACUGGGUCUUACAAGUCUGGACGUGUUUUUCCGCUGGUUAUUUGACUCUCGGUCCGAAGGGAAAUUGAGGUUUGAGUGUGUGUUUUUACCCGAUCAGGGGGCGUUCUUUGUGAAUUACGUCAUCGCAGCGGCACUGGUGGGCUCUGGCAUGGAGCUGCUGCGGUUGCCAGGGUUACUGCUGUACAUCGUGCGCCUGGUACUUGCACACUCGGCUGCCGAGAGGAAAUGCGUCAAACAGAGUCAGGCAUACGAGUUUCAAUAUGGAGCGAUGUACGGGUGGACACUUUGUGUGUUCACGGUCAUUAUGGCGUACAGCAUCACUUGCCCCGUCAUCGUCCCCUUCGGUCUGCUGUACAUCUUACUCAAACACCUGGUGGACAAACACAACCUGUACUUUGCCUACCUGCCGGCCCGCCUCGAUCGACAGGUUCACCUGGGAGCUGUCAAUCAAGCGUUGGCUGCACCAAUCAUAUGCUUGUUUUGGCUUUAUUUCUUCUCUGUGAUCAGGACAGGCUUCAUGGCAGACACCUCUUUGUUUACGUUGGUGGUACUGUGCUUGACCAUCUCUGUCUGUAUAAGUUACACCUGCUUCGGACACUUUAAAUAUCUCAGCCCUCACAACUACAAUGUAAAAGAGGACAAUGAAGAUGCUACAAAUAAAGCCGAAGAGAGCUCACCAUCAUCGGUCUACCUACCCAAAGUUCUGAACCCAGAUCCAUCGUCAAAAUCUCCUGAUAGGGGCAGGCAACGUCAAUCAUAUGGGACGACGGAUAUAAAACCGCCCUUCCUCGACACUGAGGAAGAAAGUCCGGACUCGAAUAUUUGACCGUGUCAGUAAAAGCAUCCAAUGAGAGGACAUCGGUCAACACGCCAACCAAUCACAGCUGCUCUUCCACCUCAGAAGGAAACUGCCAAAAGAGGAACCUGAACUGUGCCGUUGUUUGCAGGUUGUGAAACGUGGUGGUAUUUAAAAUUAAGAAAUGUACUACCAAAUAUCUUGGAGAACAAGUCAGACUCAAAGUGCCUUGAAUGACUUGAAGAACAUUAACUGAAAACUGCCAAAUACGUUAUUUAAUGGACGAUUUCGGAAAAUCAAGUUUUCCUUUUUUUGUCCAUUAAUUUGUGUAGUUUCAAAACUGCAUCACUAAUGACGAUUUGCCAAGAUGUAUUUUAAAAUGCACACGAUCACUAGAAAAGACACUUAAACAUUGUUACAGUUGAUCACACACUUUAUAACUAUAAUAUUUCAGAGUGUGCAUGUUUGUGAGAGAAAGUUGACAUAUUGGUUAUGCAUCAAAUAUUUUAUACAAAUGUUAAUAUAUUAAUAUUGACAGAAAAAUUUGGUGGGUUUUGUUUAGAUGUUUUCUUAUUGUUAGGUGUGAGAGAGAGUGAAAGUAAGAGGGAGAUCUUUUUCAAUCUGUCGUCAGUAGGUGGCACUGUUGCUUUCUAAAGGUCUGAACUUGGAAAACACACUUUUACACUUCUGUUGAGACAUAUCUUUUUACUGUAAGAAAUUGAACAGUUAUGCGAUAUACAAAUAUUCUAAAUUAAUAUGAAGGGAAUCUUAUACUAAAAGUGUCCAUGUAGUGUGUGUGCGUAAAGAAAAAUGUGUACAAACAUUAGUUCUGUAUGUGUUAUUUUUAUUGCUGGAGCAGAAACAACAUUGUAUUUUUUGACAUCUGACAUCUAAUCGUACAUAAAUACAGUAGCAUAUAGGCUUUAACUGUUUUUUUCCCUGGUUUUUGGAUGAACCCCCAAGACACAUUUUUCGUGACUGUUUCGUAACAUUAUCCAGGAUUGAGUAAAAUGCUCUUACCUUCAGACUUAUGCUUAAGUGACCUGCUACAAACUCCAGGGUCAAGGGUUCAGACUAAUAAUGAAAAUCGAUCCGAUGAUGUUACCAUGGCACGUACUGGUACUUGUCACCUGUUUUAUUUUAAAUUACUCUUUUUUUAUUGCGCAUAAAAACAGAUUUUCCGCUCUUGAGCAGCAGUCUCUGUUUUUUCUGUAGAUGGCAGAUCUUGAGUUAUAUAGACAGUAAAAUGCAACAUUAUUGAACGAUUUUUCACAUGUGCUGGUUCAUAUAAAUGAAUGUAAUGCUUGCAUACAUUUUUAAUAUAAUAAUUGAAUUCUGUGAGAGCCAGAAUAAUAUUUUUUACACUAUAAACAUCCAGGGUGUAAAUGUUUUUCAAUAGAGUUCUUACAGAUAUAUUGUGUAUUUUUUAAUACUUUUUAAAAAUAAAUAGUCAAAUAGUU
Triplophysa dalaica is the source of this 3994-nucleotide messenger RNA. It is a transcript of the gene tmem63a, whose product is annotated as transmembrane protein 63A. The transcript has 21 exons. NCBI's taxonomy places the organism in Eukaryota, Metazoa, Chordata, Actinopteri, Cypriniformes, Nemacheilidae. Gene Ontology annotation, molecular function: calcium-activated cation channel activity. The record is from RefSeq and is a predicted model, not a curated record. Gene Ontology annotation, cellular component: plasma membrane. The coding region runs from base 81 to 2564 and encodes 827 amino acids.